UCUCUGUUGUUUGAGAUGUCUAUGAUUUUGUCGGCCUCCGUCGUUCGUGUUAGAGAUGGACUGCCACUUUCUGCUUCCACCGACUGUGACCAGGGCACAGGCGUGCAGGAGUGCAGGAAGUACUUUAAAAUGCUCUCAAGGAAACUCGCUCAGCUUCCUGAUAGAUGUACACUGAAAACUGGACAGUACAACAUUAAUUUUAUUAGCUCUUUGGGAGUGAGCUACAUGAUGUUGUGCACUGAAAAUUAUCCAAAUGUUCUGGCCUUCUCUUUCCUGGAUGAGCUUCAGAAGGAGUUCAUUACUACUUAUAACAUGAUGAAGACAAAUACUGCUGUCAGACCAUACUGUUUCAUUGAAUUUGAUAAUUUCAUUCAGAGGACCAAGCAACGAUAUAAUAAUCCCAGGUCUCUUUCAACAAAGAUAAAUCUAUCUGACAUGCAGACAGAAAUCAAGCUGAGGCCCCCUUACCAAAUUUCCAAGUGUGAACUGGGUUCGGCCAAUGGAAUUACACCUGCAUUUUCUGUUGACUAUAAAGGUGCUGGUAAGAUUUCUUCUGCUCACCAGCGAUUGGAACCAGCAACUCUAUCAGGAAUUGUGGCAUUUAUCCUUAGUCUUUUAUGUGGCGCUCUGAAUUUAAUUCGAGGCUUUCAUGCCAUAGAAAGUCUCCUGCAGAGUGAUGGUGAGGAUUUUAAUUACGUCGUUGCAUUUUUCCUUGGAACAGCAGCCUGCCUCUACCAGUGUUAUUUACUUGUCUACUACACCAGCUGGCGGAAUGUCAAGUCUUUUUUGACUCUUGGCCUCAUCUGUCUGUGCAACAUGUAUCUCUAUGAACUGCGCAACCUCUGGCAGCUUUUCUUUCACGUGACCGUGGGAGCAUUUGUCACGCUGCAGAUCUGGCUCCGGCAAGCCCAGGGAAAGGCCCCUGAUUAUGAUGUCUGACACCAUCCUGAGGACCGAGUGCCUUGGCUUCGGCAGAGAAGGAAGGAGUAUGUUUUUAACUGCCACUGUGACGAAUAAACUGUUCACCACCAAUGAGAAGCUCUGCUUUCUUUCUCCCCAGCUGUCCUUUUAGUUUGAAGUCGGAGGGCAUGCCUGGGAGCAUCUUCCUCCAAGAAGAGCCUUUGGCCUGAGGUGAUGCUGGAGGAGGAAGAGAAGCCCUUUGUGCAGCAUCAGGCACAGGCUCCUGGGCACUGGCCAGCAGUCUGGGACCCUGGUGAAGCACGCCAUCAGCAAACACCUGCGGCCCGUCUCUGAGGACCAGGCAGGAGCCCUCAACCUGGCCUGGCCCCCGAGGCUGCCGUCCGAGCAGUGGAGGUUGGAAGCAAGUGACUGCUCGCUCUCAGAUUAUUUGCACAUUUUGGGUGCCAUGAGUUCGUAAAGUUCAAAGUGGUAUGGAAUUAGUUCUUUUUCCUUUUGUAGUUUUGCUUGGAAUUCAACAGUGGAAAUCACCUGAUGUAGGAGAAGGCUAUGGAAAGCUCAUCUGUGGAACAUCAAGUGUUGAAACCAUAGUGACAUACGCUUCCUUUCUGGGCCAUGUCCGUAGUUCUUUUGAAAUCACUUUUAAAAAAUAAGAUUUGUUAGGUUUUAGCUAUUGUUUCCCAAACUUAAAUUACUUAGAUGCUACAUAUGCUGUUACUUAAUGGUAAAAAUCUAAGUUUGCUUAAUUUAAAAAUCUAAAAAACAUUAAACUUUCUCAUAUCAAAUCCCUGGCAUGAUCCCGUGUACUGCCAGGAGUGACCCCCAAGUCCCUACAAAUACCACUGGGUGUGGCCCACAAAAUAAAAAUCAAUCAGUCGGUAAGCUAUUUUAAAAAGAAACAUAUCUAAGUGGAAAGCGAGCAUCAGUUUGCCAUAAAUAAAAGGUAACUACAAAAUCAACAAAAUUAAAUUUUAUUAUUUAUUAAAUGUUGGGCCGGAGCAAUAGCACAGUGGGUAGAGUGUUUUCCUUGCACGCAGCCGACCCAGGUUUGAUUCCUCCAACUCUCUCGGAGAGCCCUGCAAGCUACCGAGAUUAUGUCGCCUGCAUGGGAGGCCUGCCAAGCUACCCGUGGCGUAUUCGAUAUGCCAAAAACAGUAACAAGUCUCACAAUGGAGAGACGUUACUGGUGCCUGCUUGAGCAAAUCGAUGAGCAGCAGGAUGACAGUGACAGUGGCAGAGUGAUUAAAUGUUAGCAGUGCCUACCAAGGCUCAGUCCAAGAGGUCCUUUGUUGGCUGUAGUAAGAGAGAUGUUAUCCAGCGCCAGACCGUCUGCCAAGCCCCCAGAAAGAUGAGAGGAUCGCAGAGGGAACGGCUUCGUCCCUGUCGCUCACCACAGCUUGUGUACGUGUGUUACAGGCUUGUCCACGCGUGCCUGUGCUCUAUCGAGGGCCUGCGUACCUGCGACUGAAAGAACCAGCCUGGGUGCCACCAAGGGUGAGGUUCUUUGGGACAGAAGCCUAUUCUCAGACAAGCAGCGGAUCAUUUUUCACCCAGCAGCCCUUGGGGGGAGUGAGAUAGUAUUUCAGGGAACUUACUUGCUUUUGAAUCCUGUUACGAAGAGUGGUGUUUUUUUUGGGGGGGAGGGGUUGCUUUUUGGGUCACACCCAGUGAUGCUCAGGGGUUACUCCUGGCUCUGCACUCAGGAAUUACUCCUGGUGGUGCUCAGGGCACCAUAUGGGAUGCUGGGAAUCGAAUCUGGGUUGGCCGCGUGCAACACAAAUGCCCAACCCACUGUGCUAUCUCUCCAGCCCCCUGUUAGGAAGACUGUUUAAACAGUUCUGAUGUAAACCUACCGGAGGCACGGUUUGAUUCCAUUAGCAAAGUCUGUGACUCUUCCAGUAUUGGAAGUCAUCUUCAUGGGAGAUUUCCUUUUCCUUCUCAAAAGAAAAAUUCCAAGUCAGGAAUUCAUAUGGUAUUACAAGUUGCUAUCUAGAAAAACAGUGGACCCAUGACAUAGAACUCGUGUUAUGAGAGUAUGUAAUAUUAAGUAAAAGGAAUGGAGAGGCAGCAAAUUCAUUGAGCUUCCUAGUUUGCUGGGGCAGGUAUGUACUUAUGUCUACAAUUCUAAAAUCUAACUCCUAUCUUUGUGCUGCAUUGAAUAGAAUGGAAUGAAAGGGAGACAAUGAACUUUUAAUAUCAGGUAUUUAUUUUAAAACAAAUUAGUAUUCUGAAAGAUUUUCUGGGAUACCACAUAAUCCCAGAUAAUCAGUUUAAAAAAAUUUUUUAAAUUUGUUUUGUCAUUACUGACCCAGAAAAGUGAAGAUGUUUCAUUUGGAAUAGUUUUUCUAAAAGAAUAGCUAGCUUAAAAUUUUCCUUGUGAUGGGGCUGGAGCGAAAGCACAGUGGGUAGGGCAUUUGCCUUAUACUCGGCCGACACGAGUUUGAUUCCCAGCAUCUCACAUGGUCCCCCGAGCAUUGACCGCCAGGAGUAAUUCCUGAGUGCAGAGCAGGAGAAACCCUGGAGCAUUGCCAGGUGUGACCCCCCAAAAAAAAAAUUUCCUGUGAGCAAUCAGUUUAAAGAGGAAUUUGGAGCAUUCUGAAUAACUGCAGUUUUGCUAUUAUGUAUUGAUACUCUACAGUUUUCUUACCAGAUUGGUUCUUCUUUUCAUUGCAUUUUUGAAUUAUAGUAUUUGUAAUUUGGAUUCAUUCCACAAAGACACCAGCUAUCUUUAAAGACAAUUUGCUUUUUGUUUUUGUUUUUCACAAACUGCUUUGGAUAAGGGAAUGUUUACAUUUUGAUGGUAGCAACUGAAAACAGGUAUAAACACUGUUUCACUGUACAGAAAUGCUUGCUUUCAUUAUUCGUGUGGCAUCUGAGUGUUCCUGUAUCUGCCCAACUUCUCGUGUUGUUGCCAGAGAAACUGAAUUUGGAUGAAGACAUUUCCCCGGAGUCCAGA
Molecule: messenger RNA, 3874 nt
Organism: Sorex araneus (European shrew)
Lineage: Eukaryota; Metazoa; Chordata; Mammalia; Eulipotyphla; Soricidae
Gene: SEC22A
Product: SEC22 homolog A, vesicle trafficking protein
Exons: 6
Coding region: 16-939 (307 amino acids)
Biological process (GO): endoplasmic reticulum to Golgi vesicle-mediated transport
Source: RefSeq, a predicted model, not a curated record